GAAGGGGAGGGGGAGGUAUUGGUUUGGGUUUUGUCAUUGUACUGAUACUGCAGCCUCACAUAACGAGGGGGCUGCUGUUAUUUAGGAAAAGGGAAAUCCUUUAAAUCCUCUCUAGGCUUCUCAUCCACUUGCCUCUAAGGGAACAGGGAAGCUGCAGAUAUUUUAUAUGGAGAAAGAAGACGGACCCUUUGCUUCAAGGACGGGAUGACAGAAAGGAGGGUCACAGAGGCCUAAGAAAAAUCCCACAAGGAAGGAAAUCCGAAAAGUAGAAUCGCAUUUUGUGCAGAAGGUCUCAGCUGAUGAAAUUGCCCGACUGCGAGAUUAUCAUAAUUACUGGUCCCUUGGGGUAGGUGUACGGCUCAUUUCCAUGCAUUCCCAGUAUCUUCCCAUUCUGCAACAUCCCACAGGGAUUCUCUAAGGACAGAAGACGUUGGUAAUUGUGAUAAACUAGAUCAGCACAGAGGAGAGGGACAGUCCCUGAAUUCUAAUGAAAAGAGAGAGAAGAGACAGCCCAGUCUAUAGUGGAUCGUUCCCUUUUCUGUUUCUAAGGCCUGAUAUUAAAGUCCCGGCUUCGUAGCCCAGGAGACCAUCCCAGAUCUUGCUCCCAGAAUCCUGCUGGUUGGUUCCUACGUUGUAGCCUUAAAAUGCAAUUUCAGGACAUACAGGUUUGGCAGUGCAAAAGACUGAAGACUGUGUUUGCCUGAACUUCAUCUCUCAACGGUACAAAAGUGCGGUUAAUUUCUGACAUUUACUGGGAUCUUGACCAUAACCGUUUCUUUAUUACCAGUAAAACCUCGUAUUUCCGACAACAUUACGUGCUGGUCGUUGACCCUUGAAAGCCAUCGUGGUACCUGAUUACUGCCAUUAUUAUUUUUAGUCCCACCAAAUAUUUUUUUAUGAUUUAUGUCUUAAAGCAUCUGCCAUUAAUUUUGGAAAUAUUCCCUAGAAUUUUUUUUUACAUUUGGUUCAGUUAUAUACCAACACUACAAGGAAAGGAAAUAUCAAACUAAGAGGAGAAAGGAGGGAAAAUUCCAGAGGUUGGUACUUGUGAGCAUGUUAAAUACCAUCUCCUGCUGAGACCUUUGUGUCAGCCUUCCUUACUGGCACAAUGGCCAAGCCUGGUUCAUCGAGUAUCUACUUGGAGUUAACUUUUUAGUCCAUCCCAGACUGCUGCCAUCACCCUCUGUUGCCUGUUACUGAACUAUAACUUUUUGCUGCCAUCAACUGCACAGAGAUGGAAACCAAGCUCCCUAUCACCCCAACUAGUCCAUCCUCCCCAGGACUGUCCCCUGUUCUGGCUGCAGAUAAAGUGGACGGUUUCUCUCGACGCUCCCUCCGCCGAUCCCGCCAACGUCGCUCACACAGCUCCUCCCAGUUCCGCUACCAGAGCAAACAGCAGGAGCUGACGCCUUUGCCCCCUCUCAAAGAUGCCCCCGUCUCCGAGCUUCACGACUUGUUCUGUAAGAAACUGCAGCAGUGCUCUGUUAUCUUCCAGUUUAUGGACUGCGUGGCUGAUCUCAAAGGCAAAGAGAUCAAAAGGGCAGCACUGAAUGAGUUGGUAGAGUGCGUCGCAACAAACAGGGGAGUUCUAAUAGAGCCCGUCUACCCUGAGGUCAUUAAGAUGAUAUCAGUGAAUAUAUUUCGGACAAUGCCACCUAUUGAUAACCCAGAGUUUGACCCUGAAGAAGAUGAGCCAAAUUUUGAGCCCUCGUGGCCCCAUUUACAGUUGGUGUAUGAAUUCUUUCUUCGGUUCCUGGAGAGUCAAGACUUUCAGCCUUCUUUGGCCAAGAGAUAUGUGGACCAGAAGUUUGUCCUCAUGCUCCUAGAGCUUUUUGACAGUGAAGACCCAAGAGAGAGGGAAUAUCUGAAAACCAUCCUACACCGUGUAUAUGGGAAAUUCCUCGGUCUCCGAGCUUAUAUCAGGAAACAGUGCAACAACAUCUUCCUCAGAUUCAUCUAUGAGACAGAGCGGUUCAACGGGGUGGCUGAGCUACUGGAAAUUCUAGGCAGUAUAAUCAAUGGGUUCGCUUUACCUCUGAAGUCUGAGCACAAACAGUUUCUCGUGCGGGUUUUGAUACCUUUGCACUCUGUAAAAUCCCUCUCCGUAUUUCAUGCUCAGCUUGCCUAUUGUGCUGUGCAGUUCCUGGAAAAAGAUUCUUCAUUAACAGAACAUGUUAUUCGAGGUUUGUUAAAAUACUGGCCAAAAACCUGCACUCAGAAAGAGGUGAUGUUCCUGGGAGAACUGGAGGAGAUCCUAGAUGUGAUCGAACCCUCUCAGUUUGUGAAGAUCCAGGAACCUCUCUUCAAGCAGAUUGCCCGCUGUGUCUCCAGCCCACAUUUCCAGGUCGCAGAGAGAGCCCUUUAUUUUUGGAAUAAUGAAUACAUCCUUAGCCUCAUAGAAGAGAAUUGUCACACCGUACUUCCCUUGAUAUUCGGAACCCUCUACCAGGUCUCCAAAGAGCACUGGAACCAGACAAUUGUCUCCCUGAUUUAUAACGUUCUCAAGACUUUUAUGGAGAUGAAUGGAAAACUGUUUGAUGAGCUUACGGCAUCUUAUAAGCUUGACAGACAACAGGAGUUGAAGCGUGAGAAGGAGCGCCAAGAGCUGUGGAGAAAGUUGGAUGAACUCCGUCUCAAGAAAAUGAAUGGUCUUGAGGAGGCACAGAUGAACCAGCUCAAUUUACAGCACAGCCGGGCCAGUAAAAGUUAGGAGGUCUCCCACUACUUCCCACCAAUCUAAACCAACAGAAGAUCAAUCCAGCCAGUUCACAACUCCCUCCUUCCCAUUAUGUUCACAAUCACUGUUAGCAUCCCUCUAUAUUUCCCACAAACAGGGGAGAACCAAAGUUUCGUGAUUACGUGGCCAGCGUCAAAGCCUGUGGAAACAACAACAUAUUGGAAGGUGCUUUUGGCUUUUAACAGUUGUCUUUUUCUGUUACUGAUAGUUGUAAAUGAUGCAAAUCACACUAUAUCAGCAACAGCAAAUUCUUCUGGCAAAUGCCACGGGGCACCUACGAAGCAGAAGGUCCUGGGAAGAACUUUUCUAUGUUAUCAAAGUUGGCCAUUUCCAAUACAAAAGCAAAGGCUUCUGGGGAAAGUCACUAAAAACACAAUCACUUCCUGCCCAGUGGCAAUGGGGGCUUCUGGGAAGUUCCCUGCAGGUCUGAAUCCCCUUUGUUUUAGAAAGGCUUCUGGGUAAGCCUGUCACCAAGUCAUGUCUCCUGUGUCACAUAAAAGCAAUGGCUUCUGGGAAUGCCUCUUCAACAAUCAGCACUGGUCACUUCCUGUUAAAAACAGAGGCUUCUGGAAAGGCCUGUGUCUCCUGUCUAUCUCUUUCUGUACGUGGGAAUGGAGGCUUCUGGGAAAGUCUCUCAACCAAACAUUUUAAUCCCGUCAACAAGAGCAGAAGCUUCUGAGAAGCCCACUGUAUCAUUGUCUACACCUAUCAAUAAGCUUACACGUCAGGGACACAAACUUUAGCAAAUCUUACUCUGGAGAUCUAUCACCAUGCUGGAUUCAUGGGAGGAAAGGCUUCUGGGUAGCCGGACCUAUCCGUCCCCCACAUCCAUAGGUUGGUUUUUCAGUGGUCACCGAAAUCUAAAAGCAGAGGAUUUAGACGAAUGUGUCACCGUGUUACAUCUUUUGCAAGAAGGCGUUCUCUUUGCUUAGUAAUAGAGUGUUUUGUGAAGUCAUGGCAGCAGUCAACAUGCCGUAAUGUCGCAUACAAGAUGUCUACACCACUUAUCCAUGUUUCAGCUAUUUUGAUGCUUGUUUUACGUGUUAGUGUACAUCAUGUCAGAGCAGGGCCCCCCAAGGGCCUGAGACUUCUAAAUGGCUUUUUGCACCUACAUUUAGAUAAUACUGGAUUAAAAUAGACAUUAAAGCCAAUAAAUUACAUUCAAUGUCAUGGUGCAUGGAAAAAAUAUAACCACUGUGGAAGUUCAGAAGGAAAAUGAUUCAUGGUUUAAUAUCCUUUAUAUGACUAUAUCCAAAACAGUGUGCUUGAUAAGGUUUCGGCUGCUACAACCCUUCACGCUAGAGAUUCCCAGGAACAUUAUUUAUAUUGGUUACAACGAUUUCAUUUCUCCAGCUGCAAGUGCUUCUGGGAAGAUCCUUCCAACAACCUUCUUCUCAGAUGAUCUUUGGGGCCAAUAGCAAGAUCGCAACAUCUUGGGAAAAAAAGUACAUAGAAUUGGGCUCUGAAUUGGAAAAGCUUCUGGGAAGCAUUGUGAUGCCAUUUUCUACCAGGGUAGGAGAAAUGUGGAUGGCAAAAUGCUGUAAAAGCGUCCGUCUUGGGACUGUGAUGAUCUGUAACCUCCUUCUGUUUCCAAGACUUAAGCUUUGUGAACAACUUCCUUUAACUUUUGUUGCUAAUGUCUGUCUAUAGCAUCAAGAUGAAGUAUUUUGGGUAUAGACAAUGAUUCUGGUAUGGUGCCCACUAUCAAUAUGGCAAGAAGAUCAGGGAAGACGUGUUAUGCUUACAGCCCAAGACAAGAACACUGUGGCAAACUGGGAAGGGGAGGGGAUGGGGUACAGAACUAAUAUUUACGUUUACCAACCCAGUAAGCCAUUUAGCUGCUACCUGUUACCUAGAAUCUUAAUUAUUGUUGCAAUAAGCUGUAAACAGGGGUUCUUCAGUAGUAUAGCAUCUUGGAACUGAGUUGAAAGUAGGUUGACCAGUAGGACUUUCAUAGAAAGUGUUUACAUUUCACGAUAAAUUGCGAGUUUGAGAACUUCACAUCUCAAGCCUAAGCUAUAGGCAAUGUCUGUUGGGCGAAGGCCAUAAUGGUGGCAUUUUAAUAUUUUAGAUGCCCACAGUUAGGUUAGUUUGGAGCAUCAUUUCAGAGCAACGAGGGUUAAUGCUUUGAAUGGCAAAGGCAACGUUUGUAGACCGUGGAAGUUUAUUCCAUGAAAGUAGGCUAGCACUUUUAGAAAAAGGAUUUUACGAAGGCAUACUUCUAACGCAUUUCUGACAUUCCAUUGUGACUUAAAGAAGGUUAUGCAAAACCUUACUUGACCUGGUAGAUACUUUGAACAAUGUUGAGCUCUCAUACCUUGCAAAAAAAGUUAGGGCUAAUUAUAUAUUGACAGUCUAGCAACUGCCUGCCCAUUAUACUGUAUAGGAGGAGUUGCCCAUUUCUCUCCUCUUGCUCCCUUAUUGACUAGUUCAUUUUAUUUCGGUCAGGGAAGUCUCUGUCUCUGCCCCCUUUCUCCAGGUAUCUUUGUAAGGGAAAUCACCAUUCCUCUUUCUAAAGGCAUCAGCUAUAACCAGAGUUUUCUCUCAGAAUAUAUAACGAGCAGCUUUUCCUUUUGAUUUUAUUUUUUUAAACGAUUAUUUAUGGUAUUAUUUAUUUCAUAUUUAAAAUGGUCAACGUUUGAUCUGUUGAAUUCACUGGGAGGGGAGGGGCGAAGACAAUAUUUAACUUAUUCACUGUCAAAUUAAAUGCUGGGUCUUAAAACAAGAA
Molecule: messenger RNA, 5465 nt
Organism: Xenopus laevis (African clawed frog)
Lineage: Eukaryota; Metazoa; Chordata; Amphibia; Anura; Pipidae
Gene: ppp2r5b.S
Product: serine/threonine-protein phosphatase 2A 56 kDa regulatory subunit beta isoform
Exons: 14
Coding region: 1235-2710 (491 amino acids)
Source: RefSeq, a predicted model, not a curated record